AUGAAAAGCGUAACAAGCCUGGCUAUAGUUGCCCUUGUGCUCGCAACAGCCUGCAUCCCCAUACAUCAUCGAUUGACCGUUGCCGGGGUAUUCAGGCAUCCACGCCGCGCAGCAGUCUCCAACCUCGUGAGAAUCGCAGACACAGUGCACUGCGAAGACCUGCACUUCUACGAGCCUGCGAAUCUGCUGUUCACGGCGUGCGAGGAUAUCAAGACGACGCGGUUCAAGUGGUUUCCCCCGCUGGCGAUCUUUGAUGAACCGCUCACUGCGCGGGGGUCGAUUCACGUCAUCGAGCCGGAGGCGAAAUCUACCCGGCUGGAGUUUGAGAACUUCUCCGGCCCGUUCUCGACUCAUGGGAUAGAUGUGAUUGCCGACCCAGACAGGGAAGAGGCGGUGUAUAUCUUUGCGGUCAACCAUCAGGCGAACGCAGAGACGGAGGAGGGGAUUCCCAAGGCGAGCUCGCAGAUCGAGCUGUUCCAUCAUGUUCUCGGGACGACGAGGGUGCGACAUGUGCGCUCGAUGCGGCACGAGUCCAUCACGACACCCAACGAUAUCUAUGCGUGGACCCCUUCGUCCUUCCUGGUGACGAACGAUCAUUUCUAUCGUGACGGAGCGAUGCGAACAGUUGAGGACGUGGUGACGGCCUGUCGGUGGACGAACAUCAUCCACGUCCAGAUCGAGGAGAUGCAUUCUCUCGACGCUACGGGUGGGAUCCGCGCCACGGAAGCUUUGAGGGGUUUACACAACAACAACGGGCUGGGCCAUGGAGCGGGCGAUGAGGAAGUAUUGGUCUCUGAUUCAGGCGGGGGUGUCUUUUACCGGGCAGUUCUUGAGAAACCAGAAACCAGUACGACAGGCGUACGGAUCCGCCUUGUCGAAAGCAUACGCAUGGACUCGAGCAUCGAUAACCCGACGUACUAUCGCGAUCCAUACGGGACAAAUGCAAGCGGAUACAUCCUAGCAGGCCUGAGUCGGUCGGUCGAUCUCGCACGCUCAAGCAGGGACCCUUCCGCCACGGAGCCCGUGAUGGUGUGGUAUCUGCGGCGAGGAGAUGCAGGCUGGGACAAGCAUCUGAUCUUCGAAGACGAUGGGUCCACCAUUCGCUCGGCAGCUACGGCGGUGCUUGUUCCCAGAGCAGGAGCAGUGGAUGGUCGUCAGGCAUGGCUUUUCGUCACGGGCUUUCUUUCCGAGAGCAUUGUCGCUGUUUCGGUGGACCUUCUUUAG
Messenger RNA from Penicilliopsis zonata CBS 506.65, 1224 nucleotides. RefSeq lists its product as hypothetical. NCBI's taxonomy places the organism in Eukaryota, Fungi, Ascomycota, Eurotiomycetes, Eurotiales, Aspergillaceae. The record is from RefSeq and is a predicted model, not a curated record. The transcript has 2 exons. The coding region runs from base 1 to 1224 and encodes 407 amino acids.